AUGGCUGACAAUUAUGAUGUUGAUGAAACCCAACUAACUGUUUGCGAGGACGACGAUGGCCUUAACGGCGUGCACAAUGAUGACGACAACCUUGUAAUAAUAACUGCAGAGGAUGUGCAGCGGGAGAUUGUGGGGGCCAAGUUACGUCACGAGUCAGCCAACGUCACAACGACCGCCCCCUCCCACACGGAAUGUUCGGAUGAACAACUUCACACGCCUACUGUCCGUGCAAACGCGCACACAGACGUAAUCGACCCCUCCACGCAGCGAAUGUACGGUUGCGGACAGGCCGUAAAACGCGUGAGGCUGUCCGAACAGGAAACAAGCGACUCGCCGUCAACCAGGCGUUUAAGGACUUCAGAGAACAACGAACAAGAUCAUGACCAACGAGGGCUAACAGCUUGGUCUGAUUCGCUGGUCCACGCAUGGGAUCAGGUAUCCUUCACUGAUACGGAGAGUGAGGAAGAAGAAGAAGAGGAGGAGGAGGUGGAGGAGAGGUUUUUAACUAUAGUAAAACAGGGCGAUUUGGAGAGCGGUACUUUAACUCUGACGCUCCCGAAACAGGAUAACGUUCACACCGACGCACCUGCUAGCACACCUGCUAACGCACCUGACCCACCGUCUAAUAAAGGCGAUGAAGAGGAUCACAUCGUCAACGAGAUCUUAAACAAUAUUCUGGAGAGUUUGUGUUUAAAGGACGUGUAA
This is a messenger RNA of Onychostoma macrolepis, 705 nucleotides long. RefSeq lists its product as uncharacterized. The transcript is spliced from 6 exons. The coding region runs from base 1 to 705 and encodes 234 amino acids. Lineage: Eukaryota; Metazoa; Chordata; Actinopteri; Cypriniformes; Cyprinidae. The record is from RefSeq and is a predicted model, not a curated record.